Ophidiomyces ophidiicola is the source of this 1353-nucleotide messenger RNA. RefSeq names its product pre-mRNA-splicing factor prp46 (gene PRP46). Gene Ontology annotation, molecular function: protein binding. Gene Ontology annotation, biological process: mRNA splicing, via spliceosome. The transcript has a single exon. The record is from RefSeq and is a predicted model, not a curated record. Gene Ontology annotation, cellular component: catalytic step 2 spliceosome; precatalytic spliceosome; Prp19 complex. Lineage: Eukaryota; Fungi; Ascomycota; Eurotiomycetes; Onygenales; Onygenaceae. The coding region runs from base 1 to 1353 and encodes 450 amino acids.
AUGGAGAUCGAGCAAUGCUCGCUCACGCCAGAACAGGCCGUUCGAAGCUCUACGAAGAGGACACUUGAUCUAUUUGGCGCGGACCAUCUACUUCCCACGGUACCAUCGUCUACCAAUGGCGAAUCUAUCGGCGUAUCCUAUCGUCGAAAAGCAGAAUACGACGACGUUCAAACACUUCCCCCAUCCUUAGCAGAGAAACAAGCGAAAGCAGCCGCCGCUGGUCGGGCUAAGCGACCAAAGGCAAAAGCAGAAGGAGGUGCAGCAAGCUCAACCGCCCUUGUGAAAAGUUCGUUGUCGUCUGGUACCCAGAACGGUGCAGGUGACGCUCCAACAAGCUUGGUGAGAAGGCCGGCGGUGACUCAACAACCAAAACCCGACUGGCAUGCUCCCUGGAAGCUUAUGCGCGUGAUAUCUGGCCACUUGGGAUGGGUUCGAAGCUUGACUGUGGAGCCGAAUAAUCAAUGGUUUGCCAGUGGUGCUGGGGACAGGACGAUAAAAAUAUGGGAUUUGGCGACGGGAUCGCUUCGCCUUACUCUGACUGGGCAUAUUUCUACAGUUCGAGGGCUAGCAGUGUCGCCAAGACAUCCUUACCUUUUUUCGUGUGGUGAGGAUAAGAUGGUUAAAUGCUGGGACUUGGAAACGAACAAAGUGAUUCGCCACUAUCACGGCCAUUUGAGCGGCGUGUAUACCCUGUCCUUACAUCCGACCUUAGAUGUACUUGUGACCGGAGGCAGAGACGGUGUCGCUAGAGUAUGGGACAUGCGAACGCGCAGCAAUAUUCACGUGCUUUCUGGCCACAAAGGAACCGUUACUGAGGUGCAAUGUCAAGAGGCGGAUCCGCAAGUCAUCUCCAGUUCUUUGGAUGCUACUGUUAGACUAUGGGAUCUCGCUGCCGGCAAGACAAUGGGAGUUCUCACCCACCAUAAGAAGGGCGUUCGAGCCUUGGCUACCCACCCGAAGGAAUUUACGUUUGCAAGUGCCAGCGCGGGCAGCAUCAAACAAUGGAAGUGCCCUGAAGGGGCUUUCAUGCAAAACUUUGACGGGCACAAUGCCAUCAUCAAUACGCUUUCUGUUAACGAGGACAAUGUUCUCUUCUCCGGCGGGGACAACGGGUCUAUCUCGUUCUGGGACUGGAAGUCUGGGCACCGCUUUCAAACAUUAGAUACCACUGCCCAGCCAGGAUCUUUGGAAGCCGAAGCUGGACUCAUGUCAUCUACUUUCGACCGGACCGGUUUGCGAUUGAUAUGUGGUGAGGCGGAUAAAACAAUCAAAAUUUGGAAGCCGGAUGACGAAGCUACCCCAGAAACACAUCCUCUUGACUGGAAGCCUACACUUGGAAGGCAAAGAUAUUGA